Molecule: messenger RNA, 579 nt
Organism: Penicillium coprophilum
Lineage: Eukaryota; Fungi; Ascomycota; Eurotiomycetes; Eurotiales; Aspergillaceae
Product: L-asparaginase type II
Exons: 3
Coding region: 1-579 (192 amino acids)
Source: RefSeq, a predicted model, not a curated record
AUGUCAGCGGAUGGACCCAUGCAUCUCCCGCAAGGAGUGACCGUUGCCGCAGACAAGAAUUCCAAGCACCGUGAAGCAUUGGUUGUUCUAAAUGACCGGGUUGUCUCGGCUUUCUUCGUAACUAAACAAAAUGCUAAUACCAUGGAUACUUUCAAGGCGUAUGAACAGGGAAGCAUCGGAUUCAUUCACGUGGUUGAUGUGUCCAAUGUGGAUGCCAUGCCUCGUGUAGAUAUCCUGUAUGCCUAUGAGGAUAUGCAGAUCGAUUCAAUUUAUAGUGCUGUGAAGAAUGGUGUCAAGGGUGUUGUGGUUGCUGGCGAGGGCGCAGGUUGUGUUUCCACGGAACUCGCUUCUGCUUGCAAUGACAUUGUUGCAAAGCAUAACAUCCCCAUCGUGCUGUCACAUCGUACUGUGAAUGUAGAAGUCCCCACUGCUGGUAUCACCGGUGAGAACGCGAAGACCCAGAUUGCCAGUGGAAUGUUCAAUCCUCAACAGUCGAGGAUUCUGCUUGGGUUGCUGUUGGCGGAGAAGAAGGGUCUGGAGGAGAUUCGACAGGUGUUUUUGAAAGCCGCCGCUGCUUGA